GAGCAGCAUCUUCCGCGCCGUCUUCCUUUCGCCAAAUUAAUUUACCCCCGGCCUCGCCCCUUCUGAUUUUUUUUUUUUAAUUUAUUUCUUUGUAUUAUUACCACUGGAAUUAUUUGUCGGGGAGCUCCGGCCGGGUCCCGACGGAGAGGGUGGAUUAUUCCUCGGGGGAUCGCCGCGGCUGCUCGGGAAGGUCACUGACACUGGCUGCAGUUUACUCACAAGAUACCAAUUAAACACUAAUAUUUGGAGAAACACUUGGAUAAGUACACUUCUUCAGCCAGAAUGCCUUUCAAAGCUGGAUUAGAACUGACUGAAUUGCAGAAUAUGACUGUUCCUGAAGAUGAUAACAUCAGCAAUGAUUCAAAUGAUUUCACAGAGGUGGAAAAUGGCCAGAUAAAUAGCAAGUUUAUUUCGGAUCGAGAAAGCAGAAGAAGUCUCACAAACAGCCACCUGGAGAAGAAGAAAUGUGAUGAAUAUAUCCCAGGAACCACUUCUCUGGGGAUGUCUGUCUUCAACCUCAGCAAUGCAAUUAUGGGCAGUGGGAUUUUGGGUCUCGCUUUUGCUUUGGCUAACACAGGAAUUCUCCUUUUUCUGCUGCUUUUGGUUUCAGUGACUCUGCUCUCUAUUUAUUCAAUAUAUCUCCUGUUGGUGUGUGCAAAGGAAACAGGCUGCAUGGUGUAUGAAAAGCUGGGCGAACAGGUCUUUGGAACCCCAGGGAAAAUGAUUGUCUUUGGAUCUACAUCUCUCCAGAACAUUGGAGCAAUGUUGAGCUAUCUCUUCAUAGUCAAAAAUGAGCUGCCUUCUGCCAUAAAGUUUCUAAUGGGAGAAGAAGAAGAUUUUUGGGCAUGGUACGUGGAUGGACGGAUUCUUGUUGUCACAGUGACGUUUGGUAUAAUCCUGCCUUUAUGUCUCCUUAAGAACUUAGGGUAUCUUGGCUACACCAGUGGAUUCUCAUUAAGCUGCAUGGUAUUUUUCCUGGUAGUGGUUAUUUACAAGAAGUUUCAAAUUCCCUGCGGCGGAUUGGCACUAAAUGCAACAUCAUCUUUCCUAUCAAAUAGCACAGCACAUGAACAUAUGUGUAAGCCAAAGUAUGUUAUCUUUAAUUCCAAGACCGUGUAUGCUUUGCCCACCAUUGCUUUUGCGUUUGUUUGCCACCCAUCAGUCCUCCCGAUCUACAGCGAGCUUAAAGACCGUUCACAGAAAAAAAUGCAGUUGGUUUCAAAUAUCUCAUUUUUUGCCAUGUUUAUGAUGUACUUUAUGACUGCUAUAUUUGGCUAUUUGACUUUCUAUGACGAUGUGCAGUCAGAUCUGCUUCACAAGUACCAGAGCAAAGAUGACAUCCUCAUCCUGACCGUGCGCCUGGCUGUCAUCGUUGCGGUUAUACUGACGGUGCCGGUGCUGUUUUUCACUGUGCGUUCAUCAUUAUUUGAGCUGGCUAGAAGAACAAAAUUCGACUUGCGCCGUCAUGUUUUGGUUACUUUGGUUCUUUUGGUUAUCAUCAACCUGUUAGUCAUUUGUAUCCCCAGCAUGAAGGAUAUUUUUGGAGUUGUAGGGGUCACUUCUGCCAAUAUGCUGAUUUUCAUUCUUCCUUCAUCAUUGUAUUUAAAAAUCACACAGCAGGAUGGAUCAAAGUUGACUCAGAGGAUUUGGGCUUCUCUUUUCUUGGCGCUGGGGAUAAUGUUUUCCCUAGUGAGCAUUCCCUUGGUCAUCUAUGAUUGGGUACAAUCAGGAGGCAGUGCCGAAGGCCAUCGAAGUUCCACCGCCGUAUGAAAAGAAGGCACCCCUGUUUGCUACACACCAAAAUCACAACCAUCCAUUCUGUUAUCUAUUCUAUCUUUGUGAGUCUACUCAAAUCAAAUCCAAAUAGUGAUUAUCCAGUACUGAAAACACUGUUAUGGGUGUAUUUUCUGGCAGACAACAGACCCAUUUUCCCAACAGGCGUAUUACUCUCUCCCCCAAUAUUGACUUAUCAGAUCAGCACUAAGUCUGUGUUAAUUGUCUGUGAGACCAUACACAGCGUUUCUCAUAGGAAUUCGUCGCAAUUAAUUUGUUUGUUUCCCUCUUCCACCCAUGACUUGCAUUGUUCUGUUGCUCUCCUUGGCCCUUCAACCAUAAGCUCUGCUCCUUUAUGGAAGCAGCGUGCCUGUCCCCGUCAUUGCAAAUCGUCACUGGAGUGAUGUCAGUUUGCACCCUUCACCCCUCCUCAUCUUUCAGCCAAAACUCUGCUCUCCAGUUGUACCCAUCCAGACUGUUGGUUUGUUUAUUUGUUCUGUGGCUGUUUGGUGCUCCAUUUGCCUCACUGGGUUAAGUGUAGCAUUCUGGAUACAAGCACGAAAAGCACCCUCAGAGCAUAAAUGAGCCUUGUGUAAGUGCAGGUCCUAAAUCUGGUGCUUCUCUCUGAUGCUGUGGUGGGGGAGCCAGCCCCAGGGCUUGGCCUUUCCAUGGCUCUGGGGAACAGACCUCUCUAUAUGUCUUUAUGACAGGAUUUGGGGAGCAGGAGAAGGAUGGCCACCAGCCACUGUUCCCCUGGUACACUUCAAUUGGAGCCUAACCAGAACUAGACUCAAUCCCAAACCAUGAGUACUUGAGCUUGAGAAGCAGACACUUGGAGAUUUCCACAGGAAAUCUACGUUUUCUUCAGCAUUAAACUGUUUACUCACACCCCACUUCUCUCAGAAAAAAAAAGAAAUACCAAGCUCCAGUUUUAUGAAAACCUACACAUUUAAUCAUACCUCUUGCCUUUUCCAUCCUGGGAUUCAUUUGUACAAACCUUGUAGAGACUGGCUCCUCUCUUGUGUCUUCUCUGCCUCCCACUGAAGUCAACAGGGAUUUUGACAGCAGUGGGAGCUGGAUUUGACUCACUCUGCCAAACUACUGGAUUUCUAAUGGGAAUUGAAAUCUAACAUUUCUUUAAGCAAACAGAAACACUUUUUAUAUUGAAAAUGUUUCAUUAACAUUUCUCAUCGAUUCUCCAUGACAUUUAAAGAAAAGACAUUCAAUUACUACUAGCAGAAACACUGUACCUUGCAUCUGUUAUCCACAAGAUAAGCAUUUGCCUAAUGCCUUAUAGCUGAUGUAGAGAACUACUUGUAGAGACUCAAACGCUAAGCAGGUGAUUGUUAUAACCAUCCUGAGCAGACAUCUUCUAUUAGUGCACUGCCAGCAGCAUAAACAUGUUCACUUUAUGUCAUUCACCAUAGGAGCUAAAAAGGGUCUCAAAAUAUGAACCCAGCUCCCACUGAAAGAACCAUGGCUACAGGGAGCUGUGUUUCACACCCUUCCCAAGGGCUGAGCGAUACCCUCAGUAUUGUCCAGCCAUAUCCUUCAGUGUUCAGUGACCCUCUUUUGUCCCAUAGCCGGUUCAUUGUCAACUCCCAUUGUAACUUUGGAAGGAGACUGUCAUCAGCUGUGGGGAACUUGCCAUUGCAGCUUGCUCUUUUUAAGGCUAGGGAUGAAGAAUUGAGGAUCUUGGGAUUUCUGUGAGCUAUUGAAUUGCCUCAGUUGCUGUUGCCUUGUCCUAUGUGGCUUGAAGUCACUGAGAGUUGAGAUCCCAGACCACUUCUUAGGACCUUGAAAGUUAGUUUCUAAUGGUAAAAUCCAGAGAGGUUAGUUUGGGACCUUCCUUGGAAUUUGAGCAUUGAGAUGCACAUGCAUUGCACAGGGUCACCAAGAUGAUCAGAGGUCUGGAACAUCUUCCUCAUGAGGAAAAGCUGGGAGAACCAGGGCUAUGUAGUCUAGAGAAGAGGAGACUGAGGGGGGAUCUCAUUAAUAUUUACAAAUAUCUAAAUAGUGGUUGUCAGCAGGUUGAGGCAUCCCUUUUUUCCAUGGUGUCUGACAACAGGACAAGGGGUAAUGGGGUGAAGCUGGAACACAAAAAUGUCCAUUUAAACAUAAGAGAAAACCUAUUUCACUGUGAGGAGGGUGAGGGAGCCCUGAAAGAGGCUGCCCAGGGAGGAUGUGGAGUCUCCUUCCUUGGAAGUCUUCAAAACCCACCUGGAUGCGUUUCUGUGCGACCUGAUCUAGGUGGGCCUGCCUGUGCAGGGAGGUUGGACUAGAUGAUCUCUAAAGGUCCCUUCCAACCCCUACCAUUCUAUGAUUCUAUGAUUUGUGCUACAGAAACUUAAGCCUACUAAACCCAGAUCUGUACCUCAGCCUAGGCAGCGUGGUACCCAGGUCUGCUGAUACUCUACUGUGAUCCAGAAAUAAGGCAGAGUGAGUCCACAGGCUGCCCAAGCCCUCAGAGUAGCCCAGCAGCAAGAAGAAAACUGGAAGCCUCCUCCCUCUGGGCAAAGUGACCUGCUAGACUGCAGAACAGGGUUCCCUUGCCUUCCUCCUUGCCCCUCCUCACAGGUUUCCAGCAAGGUCUGCAGUGCACAUCCUUCCUCCCAAGCAUCCCCAGGCCAAUACUGAACACACAGACCACUGAGCUACCAGAGCCCUGGGCUGAACUCACCUGUGCUUUCCUGUGGCUGGUCUCAAGCCCUUGCCUGUGACAGUGCAGGUCACCAGUUCUCUCUACACUCUGUGAGACUGAUGCCUGCCCUUAUUUACAGAAAAGUCCAUGCCACAGCCUAUGAGCCGAGGUGUUAGUCAAGCUCUGGAGAAAAGAACCCAUGCUUGGUUCCUAUCUCCUCACAGCUCAUUCCAGGCAUCUUCCCAGCUCAGGAUGUAAGUCUGUGGCUCUCUGCUUGCAGGCACGCAGUCCUCCCUGGUCACCACAGCAGGAGCCCAGCAUCUCACUCCAGUCCCUGACUCAGCUUGCUGGGGUCACAUUUCAGGUUUUGAGGUGCCUUAUAAUCUCUCUGGAUCUUAUCCUAGAAAAACUAACUCAGACCUGAGAAUGCUGUAGUGUUAUCCUCAAGAUGCUCCAGGGCACCUCCUGCUUUCCUCUCCUCUUUAUCCUUCUACUGAUUUAUGAGCAGCGCAGCUUUGUGCAUCAGGAGGUUGUGAGAGAGGAAAUCCUGGGAGUGACUUUCAAGUACCCACAUACGAGCUAGAGGCCUGAUCUGCUGCACAAGGUCCCAGCAAGGCCACAACCGCAGCAUCUCCCUCCCACCCAUUCCAGGUAGCCUGUAGUCUCCUGUUUAAAAUACCAAGUAUUGAGUUUUGGCCACCCAGCUUCCUUCAACUGAAAGGGCUGAUGGGUGAUUGCUUGCUCCUCCUUACAUGUUCCCAAAUCAGUACCAUCACUAUCCCUCACUCUCCUUUUUGCUAUUCUGCCUUCUACUUUUUAUUUGUAUACUAGAGUCUUUCUGGAUAAACAGAAGAAUGAGCUGGGUGUGUGCAUAGAGUGAAACUACCGGAGGUACUGGACCAUCAAAGCAUAUCUUAGAUACUGAAAAACAGAUACCCAAAAUACUGAGUCUAUAAACAGACUUUCUGGGUGUCUGAAAAAAAAAAAAUAAAGGAGGGAAUUUUUCUUAGACUGAUAUACUGGCAUCAUAUUUAUAGAUAUUUAUGGAAAGGAAUCAUGUGUUUAUUGACGUCUGUGGUAAUGAACGUGAAAUAACGUGCUUUUUGUUUUCUCAUCAGGUUUAUACAUUCUUAACAGAAUGCAAUAGACCCUGCUGUAACUGUCAACAUCAGUGAUGGAUGACAAUAUUUGUAUGAGGUUAUCUGUAAAAUGUACUGCUGUUAUUCAGUUCAUUUGGAAUAGUGAACUUGUAGCCAACGAUGUACGAGUCCCACAUUUUAGCUAGGAUGUUAAGAGCACGGUGAAAUGCUGUAGGAGUUUCUCUGUUGUUAAAUUAAUAGGAUCCAGAAUACCGUAUCUACUUAGUAGGUGGUAGCAUGCCUUCUUUUCAUAGAGAGUUUAUCACUAUUGUGAGCACUGCAAAUGUCACAGACUGGGUGCAAAAUUGCUCCUAAUAACUACAAGAAAAUACUUCAAAAUUCACAUUUGUUUAAUAACAAGAGUGGUGAGGAACAAGGAAGGACUAAUUAGAAGCAGGGGCUCCUAACAAGAUUGUAGGAGUUAAUCCUACACUUAAAAGAGGGCCUUGCUCUUUCUCCUAGUCCACGGUACAUUGCAAAAAGAACAAUCGUGAGCUUAAAAGCACCCUCAUGGCUGCAGAACACAGCUGCCCUUCACUGCCUGGUAGCAAGCACGCCUAGUAAGUAAAACACAGUGAAUUGUUAUUUGGAAAGCACAUCUCGGGAGCAGUGACCUCUCUGGGUGAUGCUUGCUCCUGGCCAGAGGGCUAGUGCCAAAUCUGUGCAGCAGCAGAGGCAUUUUGCAGGGAUGACAGGGACUGAGUGGUGUCUGGGCUGUGCGCAGGCCCAGGGCAGGCCAGCCUCAUCCUGCGAGGUCACAGGGUGGGAUGCCCACCCGCUCCCGAGGGCCGCUUUCCUCAGCCACAUGCCGACCCAGAGCUUGUGCUCCAUUUGCAAUAGGUCACAUGUGCAAAUGCAGGCUGGAUGAUACAUGGAUGGUGUCUGUACAUCUGCCUUACAGUGCAUAAGUGCCACAGCUCUCUGACGUUUAGUAUUAACAGUAACAAUUAAUGGUAUCUCUAGCUUAUCUUUAAAUGAAUAUGUUUCUUUGCUUGAACCUUACAUUAAGGCUAAAGAGCAUCUUGGUCAAAAGAAAACUCUUUCUGUGGGGUGGUGUCCCACCUCCAAUUCUCCCGUCCCACCCCAGUGCCUGUAGGAGAAAGGCACAGCAGCAGAAUGUACUCGGCUCCAUCAGCAGCUCCACGAGAUGGCUUUACUGCCUGGCGCCAGGGUGCUUCCUUAAACAAUUCCCCACAGCCCUUGGCGACAGGAAAAUCCUGAUUACGUAUAACUUACACAAAGAAUGUUUUAUUUGUAUCUAAUGUAAGGAUUUCUGUAACAAACUGUGAAAAAAAAAAGAUAAUGAAUUAAUUAAAAGUACAGGGCUGGAAAGGUCUAGAAUCCACAAUUGUACACAUGCCUAUGUUUCUGAAGACAAAUCUAUGCAGUUGUGUUGUAUUGUAGGAAAUUUCCUUUUAUGUAUAUAUAUAUAUUGUAAAUAAAUAGGAUGCUGUAUAUUUUUGCAGUUGUUUAUCCCCUAUGAUAUAGAAGUGUUGAGAUAGGCUCUGCAUAUUAUGAAUAAUUUUAAAUAGAAAGACAGAUACUUGAGCUUCAGACUUAGCAAAAUGUAUAUCCUUUCCUUCCUCCCAAGAGUUCACAAGUUAAAUCCUAAACUCGAAAUGAUAAUUGCAUCGCUAAUGUAACAAGAAAAAGAGAAAUAAAAGGUACAAUUAAAGUGCUAGGAUUAAUUCCAGUGCCUGGCUCCUUGUUUUCUCAAUAGCAAGUUAGCCAGUCUUCCUGCUGGGUAAAAUAUCUCCUUUCCUAAGGUCCCCUUUGGUACCCAGGUAUCUCUUGUCUCCUCAGCCGAGGGCAGGUGGUAGUAAAGUGCUGAAAAGGCUUCAUGCAGAAACCAGAGCAAACUGCAGCCGGCAAUUUGACACAGCAUUAUGCCAUGUUGUAUCCAGGCAUGUAUUUACCCAGCUAGUACAAACAGAAGUCAGGCAGGACUUCCACAUUUCCAUUUUCAGUCACCAGAAAUGCCUGUAGUUCAAAAAAAAAAAACCCAACAAACCAGCACUAGGAGCCUGGGGUGGGCAGCAAGCAGAGCAAUUUGUGCCCCUUCCUUCGGAGUCCUGCCACGGCCCCUGGCACACCGCUAUCAUCCAGCCAAAACCCUGGUACCUGAGCUACCCUCAGCACCCCUGGCAGAGACUGACUGUACAUCUCACCCCAGGAAUGGGCACAGGCCAGUAUUUUGGUCGUGGGAUAGCUGUGUGUCCAGGGGCAAGAACGAUGGGAGGAGAGGGCUGUGUAUGUCCUGAGAGGGCCUCUGGCAAAGGCCUUGCGUAGACUUUCUCGCUGGUAAAACACAGAAACGUGUGGUUUUGGUAUUGCUGAAAAACGGAGGUUGAGAAACACAUCUAAAAAGAAUUGGGGUUUUUUUUCCCAUGUUUACUUUACGGUCUUAGAUGAAACUUGAAAUAACAUUUGCUUUCACCAUGAGCACAAAUUUGAGGAAAAGACCUAUAUGCAGUCACUUCUACAGAGCUUUUCAAAUUAAUGUGAGUGUACAUUUUGUUUUCACUGUUACAGCCAACAAAAUGUAAACUGUAAAGGUAUUUUUCCACAAGACUUGAACUUUAACUUGUUUAUUGAAACCUGUUUUAGUGUCCCGAGGUAUGUCGAGGCUCACCCAGAUCCAGUAUAAACAAUACUGUUUGAACGAUGUACGCUUGAUAUAAGCUCAUCUCUAAUAGAUUGUUGAAGUGAGUCGUUGGUAAUGUUUCACUCCUGCUAACAUCACCAUACUUUGUGCUGCUCAUAUCCAAAUAAACGAUACAGUUUUUCAGUUUCUGUGUGUAAAUUAAAAAAAAAAAAAGUAUUCAGUUCUAUAAUC
Molecule: messenger RNA, 8389 nt
Organism: Colius striatus (speckled mousebird)
Lineage: Eukaryota; Metazoa; Chordata; Aves; Coliiformes; Coliidae
Gene: SLC38A1
Product: solute carrier family 38 member 1
Exons: 16
Coding region: 283-1770 (495 amino acids)
Biological process (GO): L-glutamine transport; amino acid transmembrane transport
Molecular function (GO): L-glutamine transmembrane transporter activity
Source: RefSeq, a predicted model, not a curated record